GUUGUUUUCAAAAGAUACCGCGGGUUGAAGUAGGUGGAAUUGACACCGUACUUCCUUACUACUACUAGUUGUUUGUUUAAAAUGGCUAAUUCCUAUAAAUCUAAAGAAAUCAAAGUAUCUCUCUACAUUGUUGAUGCCUUCACAAAACAUCCCUUUAAAGGCAACAGCGCCGCUGUUUGUUUAAUCCCGUAUCAUCAAUCUGUCCCAAGUGAUGUCAAACAAAAUAUAGCUUCGGAAAUGAACUUGUCAGAAACGGCUUUUAUUAAAAUUAUUAAAGAAGAGGAUACCUUUGAAAAUAGUAAACGAUUUGCUCUGCAGUGGUAUACGCCCAAGUGUGAAGUUCGCCUUUGUGGUCAUGCAACAGUAGCUUCAGCUGCAGUUCUUUUUUCUGCAUGCAAUAAUCAUUCUGAAACAUUGGAGUUUGAAACUGCAUGUGGCAUCUUAACUGCUAAAAAGUUACAUAAUGGAAACAUACAAAUUAAUUUACCAGCAUAUGAAUCAAAAACUUUG
This is a messenger RNA of Stegodyphus dumicola, 510 nucleotides long. Its product is annotated as phenazine biosynthesis-like domain-containing protein 1. Gene Ontology annotation, molecular function: isomerase activity. NCBI's taxonomy places the organism in Eukaryota, Metazoa, Arthropoda, Arachnida, Araneae, Eresidae. Gene Ontology annotation, cellular component: cytoplasm. Gene Ontology annotation, biological process: biosynthetic process. The record is from RefSeq and is a predicted model, not a curated record.